AUUCAUUGGAUUUUACUGUCCUGUUACUGAUAUGAAACUAAUGUAGAAUUGUUCUUCUAAAUGGAGGGGACCAGUGCAACCUCACCAUCACCAAUCCUUGCAUGCCCGGCCAAUCCACGUACCGUACCAACUAUCUCAGACUCAGUCAAUAGCUUGGGAAUGACAGAAUUAAGUGAUGCCAACUCUUUUUCAGAGAUUAAUUCUAGGAUGCUUCCUCUUAGUGAAUUCUCUACACCCAAGAAGAGACAAUGCUUUUCGCAAGAUGGCUCAUUGCAUAAACCAGUGUGCGACGAGGCAAUAAAACUAAUAGUAGGCAUGAGAUUUGAUGACAUUGCUUCUGUAGAGGCAUUUUACAAGAACUAUGCACACCACGUGGGAUUUGGUGUCCGUCUUGGGUCACAAAGGAUGGUGAACAAUGUAAUUCACUGGAAGCGUUUCUUAUGCGCAAGGGAGGGAUACUGUUCCACAAAAGAUACUCAUACUGUUAACUACUUGGAUAAAAAUGCUUCAAAUAAAAGGCGCAAGGUCAAAAUAACAAGGUGUGGAUGUGAUGCUCAUAUUUACAUCAAUCGGGAUAGUGAAGGCAAAUAUAACAUAGCUUCAAUGGUUGAGCAUCACAAUCAUGAACUAGUGUCCCCUAGAAAGCAACACCUGAUUAGAUCAAACAGGAAAGUAAGUGAGAGAGCCAAAUUAACACUAUUUGAUUGCCACAAAGCUAGCAUUGGACCAGAGCAUAUAGGUUACUUCAUGUUGGUGCAGGGGCGUUUGACGGUGUGGGAUGCACGAAGAAAGACUUGCAGAAUUACUAUUCAGAGUUCAAAAAUAAAAUCAAGAAUUGCGAUGCUCAAAUGCUAG
Lolium rigidum is the source of this 855-nucleotide messenger RNA. Its product is annotated as protein FAR1-RELATED SEQUENCE 5-like. Bases 61 to 855 code for a protein of 264 amino acids. The transcript has 3 exons. The record is from RefSeq and is a predicted model, not a curated record. Lineage: Eukaryota; Viridiplantae; Streptophyta; Magnoliopsida; Poales; Poaceae.